UUUGGACACUUAUAUAUAUAUAUCGACACUGAACAGAUAUUAGAAUGACAUACGUACAUUGCACUUAUGCCUGUAGAUUAUUUUAUUGUUCACAAUCUAAUAUAUUGUAGAUUUUUGGUAACCAACCACCUAAACUCUCAUAUGUAUAGAAAAAUAUAUGUAAUGAAUAUGCAUCUAUAAUACAUAUUUUACUAUUGUAUAACCUUCCUACGGUACUCUACAUAAAGAAGUAUUGUCCAAGCAAACAGCAGGGUCAGUUAUACAGUAUUUAAACAAGACAAAGUUGGAGAGAUUUUUUAAAGAAGAAUAUACUUAACUUACAAAUAUUCUUUCGUAAGAGUUUAUUACCAUUACUCAUCAUGACACACGGUUAUUUUGUGUUGCGUGCAAACGGCUUCCUUCUUGAGAAUCUUGCUUCGUGGAAGCCUUUUUGUCACGGAUGACUGUCAGUACUUUUGCAGCAGACGACCGUUGCAGACAUUUGAGUGGAAGUGACUAGUCAGGCAUUGUUGCUGGAGACAGGGAAGGGAACACAGAAUACUCCUGAAGCUCCGUAAAGCUUAAACCAUCAUCAACGAUGUAUUUUCUUAUUACUACGAGUAUCGCAAAUGAAUCCCAGACAAUUCUACAGAAGAAUACUACAGAAGAAAAAUAAAUUAUCUAGAAAAACUCAGCUACGAAUCGUUCGUUGAAUUACUUCCUACGGUUUGCUUCCUAACAAUGGUGAUCGUUGUUGGAGUCUUUGGCAACCUCCUCGUCUUUCUCGUCUACCUGAAGAAGUUCAAGUCCAGCGCCACGCGCGUGUUCGUGUUGGCCAUGACAGUCUGUGAUUUGUAUACUGCUGUGUUUGGCCUGCCUUUAGUAAUUUAUGGCAUGAGAUAUAACUACACGAGCGAAGCUCCUUACUGCAAGAUGAAAAUAUUACUGGGACCAUUGUUUACGGUGAUUAUUUCCUACUCCAUCCUCGUUUUUGUCGCUCUUGAUCGUCGCCGUCGCAUCUGCAAGCCCCUGGAACGACAAUAUAGCGCUCGACAAGCGAGUUAUCUACUGAUGAUUCCACUGAUGUUGAGUUCUGCUGUUAUUUUCUUCUUGGCUUUUCUGUACAGCGAAAUACCAUUGGAGACAGAGAGACCCGAAAUAACAGGAUCGACAUGUGGGUUCUUAGACAGAUGGUUUGGGAUGCAAGCAAAACAAAUUUAUGGAAUUGUCGUGAUGACAUAUUUCCUUGUGGGAUUUGCAGUACUGACAACUUGCUAUGUACAGAUCUCCUACCAAAUUUACCAGCAGAAAAAAAGGCUUUUCAUCGCUGGUAAAGUAAAUGUUGAUACUCGCUCUGGUAUAACGAAAACGUGCCGUGAGGAACCCGCUGUCUCGGAUGAGAAAAUACUUCAGACCGACACGAACACCCACGAAGACACAAUCGACAGCAAUAGGAAAUCCGAUGUCGGUGUACAAGAACUGAUACAUCUGGAAGAGGAUGCGCGUAUUGAAACACACACUUGGUUGUCAAAAGAUAUGCAAGAGAAAAGCCGUUUGGUCAUAAAUGAACUUUGUAAAAAGUCCAUUUUCUGUAAAGACACAUUUGAACUUGAAGUCCACGCUGACAAACAUGAUACUGAAGCCCGCUCUGGUCAGAAUGAGAUAUCCCGAUGUUCAUCUGUCCCAGAAGUCUCUGGAGCUGACUGCGUGAUGUCAAUGAGUUUCAAACAAGAAAUGUUGGAUAUGUCACAGGACCCAGGAAUUGAAAAUCUGUCAGAACCUGUUACAAACAACGAAGGUGGAGGUCAUGAAGAUAACAUAAUUGAUGUGUAUUGCCAUCGAGUACAGACUGGUAAAGAAAAUCAACGGAAGAGGGGUCUUUUGUCCAGAACAACACUCAUGAUGUUGGUCCUGACCAUCUCUAUGGUUAUCUGCUGCCUUCCUAAUUUCGUUGUAGCGUUAGCCAAUGUCCAGUUUGAAAACGUUCACUUGAGUCCAUGGAAGACGAACAUCUACCAUCUGGCCCGCACUUUUCCUUCUAUCAACUGCGCCCUCAACCCCUUCAUCUACAGCUUCUGUAAUAUCAAGUUUCGUCUGCAGUGUCGUCAGUUUUUAACCAACAUGCGCAAUGCAGUUUUUCGACAAGACUGAUUGAUGAACAUUUAUUGUUUACUGAUUAAUUAGGUUGCCCGGAUGUGCACUGGGUUUACCUGACAGCCAUUGACCGAGACAGAGUGAGUAAAGGAUGAAAAUUACAUAACACUGUAAAUAAAAAUAAUCAUGGUGCAACUAGAUGUUUACUUGAAUAGCUAAAUGUUAGUUUAUGGUGUUAAGUCUGUGCAAACUACUAAAAUAUUUUUGCAAAAACUUUAUUCAAUGUUGUGUAUUUUCUAAGCACGAGUUAAACUAUUUUUUUUCUUUCUUAUUAUGUUGAUAUAUCAGAUAAGUGAAGAUGUAUAGACAACAAACAUACGUUUGACAAGAUUUUAUUAACAAGCUUUACUGUAGAAUGUUUAUUGAUCCUUUCGUUUUUCUUUCUGUGUGUCAUAAUCAUUUUGUUAAUGAAAUUAUUGUCUUAUUCUUAUGUAAGUGAUAACCGGAUAGUAUCAAAACUCGGGUGAAGUCAUGAGUAUCAAACAUUCAUAUAUAUAUAUCAUUACAUCAAGCUGCCAACCGUACAAUAAAUAUAUAUUUACUCCUCCAAACAUAUUUUGUUCAGCUUUGAAAACUGUUCAACUGAGAGAUCUGGCUAAGUAUUAUUUUUUCCACAAAUUAUUCACUAAAAAUAAAAAUUGUUGGAGAAAUUAUUCUUUGUCUCUUUGACCAGCUUCCUCUCAUCUUGUAACUUUUUGUUUACUUUACAUCGCUAGAGAAGAAGGCAGAGUGUAAGGAUGAGAAAAAGGAUAACAAUAAUAAUAUGAUGUCACGAAAUAACGAACGUUCAAAUAUGCUCUCUCCUUUUUCUACAUCACAACAGGAAUUGUACUUUUAGAUAAACUUUCUUCCCUUUGGACUCUUUUUUGUACACAAGGAAGUUAUUAUGAUCGGCAAAUGUAAAUUACAUAUUUUUAUACUAACAAUAUUUAAGGGCAACAGAUAAAUGAAUGCGUUUAUAAGAUACUCAUCCACACGGACACAUUUUCUUGCAGAAUGACUUUGAUAACUGGUAUCUACAAUGUUAAUAGUCACAUCACAUUUGAUAAAUUGUUUCUAAGUGUUUACUUUU
This is a messenger RNA of Pomacea canaliculata, 3205 nucleotides long. RefSeq lists its product as uncharacterized. Gene Ontology annotation, molecular function: G protein-coupled receptor activity. The transcript is spliced from 3 exons. Gene Ontology annotation, biological process: G protein-coupled receptor signaling pathway. Gene Ontology annotation, cellular component: membrane. The coding region runs from base 721 to 2130 and encodes 469 amino acids. The record is from RefSeq and is a predicted model, not a curated record. NCBI's taxonomy places the organism in Eukaryota, Metazoa, Mollusca, Gastropoda, Architaenioglossa, Ampullariidae.